UUUCCAAAAUUAAAAGUUUCAAAUAUCUUUUUGUUUUUAUUAUUUUAAUUUAAUGAAAAGAGGAGUAAGUAGUUUUUGAUUGUCGAAACAUAAAAAAGGUAGUUUAAAAAUUGUGUACCGCAAAAGAUAUCGUAUCUGAUCAUCCUGGUCGUUCUCCACGCGAAUUUGACUUUUUCAUUGCAAUUUACAACUGUACUCUUUAAAACUUAAUCACACGCUAAACCAUACCAUUUCCGAACUUGUAGGACUUUCAGAUAAUUACGGGAAUCAAUCUCACUGUAAAAGCAACAAUAAAACUCCUCCCAACAACAACAACUUCAAAUUCAAAUUCAAAUCCAUCUUGAUCGUGUGAAAUUGUAUUGUGAUUACUGAUUACUCCUCCAUGUUCGUACCAAAAGAAGAUGAAGUUCUGCAAAAAAUAUCAGAAGUAUAUGCGAGAUCAUGAGCAGGAGCAGAACAAGCUCCCUGCCGUUGGAUUCAAAAACCUCAAAAAAAUCAUCAAAAAAUGUAGACGAUCUUCUCAAUUGCACAAAAACUGCCCCGAUCAAUGCCCAGUGUGUGAUGGGACCUUUUUCCCUUCGCUUCACAAUGAAAUGUCAGAAAUAGUGGGAUGCUUUAAUCAGCGUGCACAGAAAUUGCUGGAAAAACAUCUUGCAUCUGGAUUCAGAAAGUACAUUCUCAUGUUGAAAGGAAAAUCAAAAGGAAAUCAUACUACUUUAAUUCAUGAAGGCGGAGAUCUAGUUACCUAUGCACUGAUAAACGCUGUUGCAAUUCGCAAAAUACUAAAGAAAUAUGAUAAGAUUCAUUAUUCCAAGCAAGGGCAAUUAUUCAAGUCACAAGCUCAGACUAUGCACAAGGAAAUUCUUCAGAGUCCUUGGCUUAUUGAGCUUAUGGCAUUACAUAUCAACUUAAGGGAAACUAAAGUCAACAACUUACGGGAAACUGAAGACAACUCAAGGAAGGCACCUGCAUUAUUUCAGGAAGAUAAACCAUCACUUGUUUGUGAGCCCUUUGAUUCUAUCAAAGUAGACAUUGACUUGACAUGCUCUAUAUGCUUGGACACCGUGUUUGAUCCAGUUUCUCUAACUUGUGGCCACAUAUUCUGCUACAGUUGUGCUUGCUCAGCUGCCUCUGUUAGUAUUGUUGAUGGACUUAAGGCAGCACAUUCAAAAAAGAAAUGUCCUCUAUGCCGAGAGGCAGGGGUUUACAAAGGUGCUGUGCACUUGGACGAAUUAAAUAUUCUGUUAGGACGAAGAUGCAAGGACUAUUGGGAGGAAAGGCUUCAGAUGGAAAGGGUGGAGAGGGUCAAGCAAGCAAAGGAGCACUGGGAAACACAGUGUAGUGCGUUCAUGGGCAUCUAAGUAGAAUAACUUCUACCAACAUAGUGUGACACAAGUGGCAGAUACUUGGGACCUUAGCUAUUCGAUCCUCGGCCGGUGCAUAUGGAAAAACAUUUGUUGAAAGAGGUCAACCUCUUGGAUGGAUCUCAGUUACCGCGAGGGGAUUAGUCUCCGCGGAGGAUACCUUUGGUUUACAAAAAAAAAUGUAGAAUAACUUCUCACGGAUUCAAUGGUGUAGUUGUAGGAUGAAACAUCAGUAUCCAUUUUAUACUUUGGCUUUUAUGAAAAUGUUUGAAGAAAGAAAAAUUUAUACUUUGGCUUUUAUGAAAAUGUUUGAAGAAAGAAAAAUUUAUACUUUGGCUUAUGUAUCUACUAAAGGACAUUUAUUUGCUUUUAUAUAAAUAAAGUAUCACACUA
Trifolium pratense (red clover) is the source of this 1757-nucleotide messenger RNA. RefSeq names its product probable E3 ubiquitin-protein ligase BAH1-like 1. The coding region runs from base 402 to 1361 and encodes 319 amino acids. The transcript is spliced from 6 exons. The record is from RefSeq and is a predicted model, not a curated record. Lineage: Eukaryota; Viridiplantae; Streptophyta; Magnoliopsida; Fabales; Fabaceae.